Messenger RNA from Parnassius apollo (apollo), 1119 nucleotides. The record is from the annotation of a GenBank genome assembly. Lineage: Eukaryota; Metazoa; Arthropoda; Insecta; Lepidoptera; Papilionidae.
AUGAAAAUUAAAUUGGCUUUACCGUCAGAUAUAGAAAAUCCAAAACAAGAACUUGAAGCCCACCAAAUACAAGCAGAUUCAGCUUAUGCAAUAAAAAAGAAAGACAAGGAGGAAUGUACAGAUGCGAAAAAGGAUACAUGUGGCGCUCAAAACAAAAAUAUCCAUGUGGCUGCUAUGUUUCUUUGCAUAAGCAAACUUAUACCAGAUAUACGAAUAGAUCACAAGUUUUUAAUCCCUGGUCAUACUCACAUGGAAUGUGAUUCUGUUCAUGCUCAAAUAGAGCAAAAAAAGAAAAAUACUGACAUGUCUGUACAUUUGCCUAGAGACUGGUACAAUUUGUUAGAGGAGGCUCUUACCCGUAUAACAAAUAACGAUUUGUCUAUUAAUAAAGCCAGCAAAAUAUACGACAUACCCAAAUCAACGUUAAGUAAUAAAUUAAAUAAUAAAGUACCAUGGCAACGAAAAAUGGGUCCAUUAACACAACUAACUUUCGACGAAGAAAACAAGCUAGCAGACUGGAUUUUAACAAAAGCUAAACUUGGGUUUCCAAUGCACCCGGAAGAAGUUUAUGAUACUGUGGAAAUAUUCUUGAAACAAAAUGAGAGGGAGAAUAAAUUUACAAAAGGCCGACCGGGGAAAAAAUGGCUUACUUUGUUUUUGCGAAGACAUCCCGAAGUAACUAAAAGAAACGCUGAAAUAAUAUCAAAAGCUAGGGCAGCGGUUACAGAAGAGGCCAUCAGAAAUUGGUUUACUGAAUUGAACAAGUUUUUAGAGGAAGAAAAUGCCUUAGACAUUAAAGAUGACCCGACUCGUAUUUUCAAUUCAGAUGAAACUGGCGUCAUGACUUGUCUUAAAACGGGGCUGAUUUUGGGGCCCAAAAAUUAUAAAAAUACAUACGAAAUCGCAAGUGGGAAAGAAAAAGAAUCAAUCACAGUCCUAUGUACAUUCUCUGCUGAUGGUACUGAUGUACCACCGUUUGUUUUGUAUCCAUAUAAAAGAAUGCCACCAGCCGUAAUUCAAAAUUUCCCAGAUACUUGGUAUAUUGGCCGUUCCGACAGCGGGUGGAUGGUAUCAGUUGUAUUUUUACCUACAUUAAGUUAUUUUAUGAAUGGUUGGUAA